This is a messenger RNA of Mesoplodon densirostris (Blainville's beaked whale), 609 nucleotides long. It is a transcript of the gene LYG2, whose product is annotated as lysozyme g2. Lineage: Eukaryota; Metazoa; Chordata; Mammalia; Artiodactyla; Ziphiidae. Bases 1 to 609 code for a protein of 202 amino acids. Gene Ontology annotation, cellular component: extracellular region. The record is from RefSeq and is a predicted model, not a curated record. Gene Ontology annotation, biological process: defense response to Gram-positive bacterium; peptidoglycan catabolic process. Gene Ontology annotation, molecular function: lysozyme activity. The transcript is spliced from 5 exons.
AUGGCAGAAGGCACUUCCAGGGGCUCACGCUCCUUCACCCAUUCAAUGAACCCUCGCCUACAUUCCCGCCUGUACCAUGGUUGCUACAGUGACAUCAUGACCAUGGAGACCUCUGGUGCUACCUGUGAUAUCACCAGGUUGAUUGCCUGCAGCAUCCGUGGUUCUGAAAUGUUUGCUGAGAUGGAUUUGAAGGUCUUCACGUCUUACCAAAUUCUAAUCAAAGAAGUCGGGCUGAGGCACUGCAUGGACCCUACUCUCAUUGCAGCCAUCAGUUCCAGAGAGGGCCAUGGCGGAACCGUCUGGCAAGACGCCUGGGACCACAAAGGACUUAAAUUUGGCUUGAUGCAGCUUGAUAAAAAAAAAAUCCAUCAACCUGUUGGUACCUGGGACAGCAAAGAACACCUUUUGCAGGCUGUUGGGAUUCUCACAGACAGAAUUAAGGCAAUCCAGAAAAAUUUCCCCACGUGGAGUGUGGCUCAAUACCUCAAAGGUGGUCUCUCAGCCUUCAAGUCAGGAACUGAAGCCAUUGCCACCCCCGUGGACAUAGACAGUGACUUCAUCAGUGAUAUUACAGCUCGAGCUAAAUUCUAUAAGAGACAUGGCUUCUAG